Venturia canescens is the source of this 817-nucleotide messenger RNA. It is a transcript of the gene ND-B14.7, whose product is annotated as NADH dehydrogenase (ubiquinone) B14.7 subunit. The record is from RefSeq and is a predicted model, not a curated record. Gene Ontology annotation, biological process: mitochondrial respiratory chain complex I assembly. The transcript has 3 exons. NCBI's taxonomy places the organism in Eukaryota, Metazoa, Arthropoda, Insecta, Hymenoptera, Ichneumonidae. The coding region runs from base 139 to 645 and encodes 168 amino acids.
UGUUACCGAUUGAACAACGUAGAUCGAUAUUGUCCCAUUAGUUCGCAGAACAGCCACCGUAAACACUUUCUUAUUAUAUAAUGGCUGCUCUUUAAAUUUAUAUUCUGUCAGUCGUCCAGAUUCGUCGGAAUCGGAAAGAUGUUGUUCCUCAACAAACCCCGCUACUAUGAUACCCCGGAGGGUCAGGCGCCGUUUGAAAAAAUUGUGGCUUGUGCAAAAAAAGCUAUUGUCGCUGGAGUGUUCAUAGGUGGCCUCGACUGUGUUUGGCAUACAGAUGCCAAGAACUUUGGUGAAGUAGUGAACUGUAUGAGUUAUUGGGUAGUUCCAAUGGUUGGAAUGGCUUCGACUUGGGCAUCUGUUACAUAUAUUUCGACCAAAGUUCGUGGGAAAGAUGAUUGGGUCAACUACGUUGUCGGAGCUGCGGCUUGUGCUCCAAUUAUACAUGCCUGGAAAAAAACUCAUUCUUAUACCAUUUGGGGAACAACAAUAGCAAUGAUUGCAGCUCGUGCUGCUAAAGACAAAGCAGACAAUGGAUGGGAAAUAGCUCCUGAGGUGCGUCAUAACUAUGGAUUAUACCUAACAGAUUUCUCGCUCACCGAACCCGGUGACAAAGAUUUCAGAUCCCCCUACAAAUUCGGCCUUUGAAGAGUUGCCGAAAUAUAUUAUUAAUUAAAUAGAACAGUUGACUUGUAUUUAAAAAAGAGCAAAUCAUUUGUCCCAGCAAGUUAAUCUUGCAGGGAUAGUCACACGUGUUAUAUAUAUUGAAUGUACAUGAAACGCCAGGAAUGAACGUAAAUAUAUGGAGGAGAUGAUAGAA